This is a messenger RNA of Moneuplotes crassus, 1223 nucleotides long. The record is from the annotation of a GenBank genome assembly. NCBI's taxonomy places the organism in Eukaryota, Ciliophora, Spirotrichea, Euplotida, Euplotidae.
GUGGAUAAUUGAUAAUAAAAUAACACUUCAAUAUGCAUAAGGCAAAAGAACUAUACAGCAGCAAUCAAGGUCAUAGGUUGUAUAGAAACCAUCAGUACUGACUUUCAACAGGAAAUGACAAGCUAGAUCAAAUCAUAAAUGGGUAUGUGGUUGGCUCCAUUGUAACAAUAAUUACGUCUGACGAUGCUCCUUCAGAAUACCAUCUGCAGCUUCUCAGACUUUCAGCUGGUGAAGCAAUUGUGAAUGACCAGCAUGCAAUCAUUUAUGAUAGCUAUUCUCAGAGAAGAAAGAAAUUUUGGGCAGAUCUGUUGCCUAAAGCUAACAAAAAGUCACUCAAAAAGAAGGCAGAAGAAUAUAAAACCGGAGAAUCAAAAAAUUUAAAAUAUGGAGAAGUCCUUAAGAACAUGAAGGAAGGAGCUUCAGACAAUCUUCUUCUCGCAUGGAGAUACAACGAAUGUAUUCAAACACAGCAAGAUUUGAGGACCAAACAAGAAGAGGGUUCUCAUCUUGCUAGUGACUUCAGGAACAGGAAAUGUGAUUACCAGUUUGAUCUUAGUCACACAAUGACUGAUAUGAUAUCUGGCCAUAACAUUCCUAUCAACAAAGAUAAGUAUUUCAAUGUAGUUGAAGAGCAAUUUCUCAGCCUCAAUGAACUAUGGGAAUCUAUCUGUGUGCAGUAUCAAGACAAGCUUGAAUCAGCAGAUGAUGAGUCGUUCUUCAGAAUAUUUUUACCAAAUUUCCUAAACCUUGACCUAUAUGAAGAGACCAGUGAUCUUGAGAAGGAGUAUAGCUGUAAGAAUGUGAUUAAAUUCUUAAGGAGUUUACGAACCCUGGCAAACACCAUGAAUUCAGUCAUCACCAUUACUAUUGAUAAAGAGUCCUUGAAGAGCAACGCUCUUCUCAGCUACUUCAUCAAGUUCAGUGAUUUAGUCCUUGACCUAAAAUCUUUCUCUGAUAGUCAGGAUGAGUUCCUUGAUUAUCAAGGAUCUAUAAGAAUCUUGAAACAGCCUGCUAUCAAUGGCCUGGUGGGCCAUAAGGCUGAUCAAGAUAUUUAUGUCUUUAAAAGCGACAAGAAAAACUUUAAAAUCGAGACUAUUCAUAUGGACCCUGAGGUCGACACUAAAAAGGAUAAUACCACAAAGGAGGAAGAUGGACAGAGUUCAGGAACCACUUCUGUCCUUUGUUCUAGCAAGCCAUCUAACAAAGAUCCAUUAGAUUUUUAA